This is a messenger RNA of Cryptomeria japonica (Japanese cedar), 1321 nucleotides long. Its product is annotated as deoxymugineic acid synthase 1. Gene Ontology annotation, molecular function: aldose reductase (NADPH) activity. Lineage: Eukaryota; Viridiplantae; Streptophyta; Pinopsida; Cupressales; Cupressaceae. Gene Ontology annotation, cellular component: cytosol. Bases 172 to 1119 code for a protein of 315 amino acids. The record is from RefSeq and is a predicted model, not a curated record. The transcript has 6 exons.
ACAGCAAUACCUUUACAAAAUGAGAAUGGAUCUAGCAAUGACAGAGACAACCUGUUAAUGUUGUACUUGGACCAUAAUUCCAAAUCGAAAACGUCAGCAUUCCACGCAUUUCACACACAGCUCGAUUCUCCGAGGCAUAGAAAUUAGUCAUGCAAGUGUCAAAAUUCAAAUAUGGAAUUUGUGGGUCAAACAAGAGAACUGAACGGAGGAGGAAGAUUGCCUGUAAUAGGGCUUGGGACUGCUGCUUGGAACAAAUUUGAGGAGAUUAAGUCUGCAGUCAUAGUGGCCCUGCAGGUUGGUUACAGACACUUUGACACUGCAAGCUAUUAUGGCUCAGAAGGUGCCUUAGGAGCAGCACUUAUGGAGGCCUUCCAAAGUGGUGUUGUCAAGAGAGAAGAAGUGUUUGUUACUACUAAAUUGUGGGAUGACGAACAUGAUGAUCCUCUUGCUGCUAUUUCCAGAAGCCUAAAGAAUUUGCAGCUGGAAUACGUGGAUUUGUUUCUACUCCACUGGCCUGUAAGGUUGAGGAAAGGAUAUUCUCUCCCACCUAAAGAAGAAGACUUUUUGCCCCUGGAUAUCAAAUCUACUUGGCGAGGGAUGGAAACAUGUUUUGAGAUGGGUCUCACUAAAGCCAUUGGCUUGAGCAACUUCUCCUGUAAAAAGAUUGAGGACUUGUUCAGCUAUGCCAAAAUUCUUCCGGCUGCUAAUCAGGUAGAGAUGCAUCCAAUGUGGCAGCAGAAAAAAUUGAGAGAUUAUUGCAGCAAGAAGAGAAUUCAAGUAUGUGCAUGGUCUCCUCUGGGAGGGCAAAACACUACAUGGGGAUCAAGCGUGCUGAUGGAUAAUCCCAUCAUUCAGGAAAUUGCUCAAAAGCAUGGGAAGACCGUAGCACAGGUUUUGUUGAGGUGGGGAAUAGAGCAAGGAGUGUGUGUUGUCACCAGAAGCUUCAAUAAAGGAAGAAUAACAGAGAAUUUUCAAAUUUUUGACUGGUGUUUAACUGCAGAAGACUCUGAGAAAAUUAACAAGCUUGAGCAGAGGAAAAUUGUAAGGGCAGAACAUCUUGUAAACUCCACAACUAGCCCUUAUAGAACUGUUGAAGAGCUAUGGGACGGGGAGAUCUAGUCUUAAAAGAAAGAAACAAUUUAUCAUAAUCAAGAAGUGCAUGCAUCAGCGAGCUUUGUAGAAUGGAAAUAUGAACUUCAUUUCAGCUAAUAUAUUUUGUUAUAUAAAUUGUGGAUUCUAAAAUUUCUAAGAGGCUCAUAUAUGCUUUAUAAUUGUAAACCUAUUUUAUUAAUUGUAUAUUUUAUUAAGUUUUUAAUAAAAA